GUCGCGCUACCAGAGAGAGAGAGGGAGAGAGAGAGAGAGGGACGAGCAGGGAGGAGGAGGACGGAGACAUUUUCCACCAUGCCUGUCAAAACGGAGAUGGCUUCCCUGGACCCGCCGCCCCCAGCAAAUUCAGGGCAGCCAGGAGUGACGCGCAGCCUGCUCUACAACGGCUCCAGGUUCCAGGGCCACCAAAAAUCCAAGGGGCAAUCCUACGACGUGGAGGUGGUGUUACAGCACGUGGAUGAGGCUAAUUCGUACCUGUGUGGUUACCUUAAGAUUAAGGGCUUGACGGAAGAAUACCCAACCUUAACGACUUUCUUCGACGGUGAAAUUAUUAGCGAAAAAUAUCCGUUCCUCACCAGAAAGUGGGAUGCGGACGAGGAGGUUGACAAAAAGCAUUGGGGUAAGUUUCCUCCCUUCUACCAGUACACCAAAACGUUCAACUCGGACACAUUUGACUACUCACUCCUGAAGGACUCGGAGCACGUGUUCAUGCGGUGGAAAGAGCACUUCCUUGUCCCGGACCACACCGUCAAGGACAUCAACGGGGCAUCCUUCGCUGGCUUCUACUAUAUUUGCUUUCAGAAGAGUGCGGCAACUAUUGACGGCUACUACUACCACAGGACCUCAGAAUGGUACCAGUCCCUCAACCUGACUCACGUCCCCGAGCACAGUGUUCAAAUCUACGAGUUCAGAUAAGUGGCUCCGAGGAACAGCGUGGCACUUGUGGAGACUUGUUUCAUAUAUGAGUCGUUUUAUUUGUUCCUCUAGAAAAAAGUGUCAUUGUUGUCUUAGCUGGGCAGUCUUUCUCCCAGUGGUGAGGCCUCUGUGAUGUGACUGUGGUAUGUGGCUACACGGUGUGGUCAGGCGGGAGUGCCUAGUGUAUCUUUAUUUAAGACAGUGUUUUUUUUUCAGUGCUUUAGCUGUAUCUUGGAAUUUUAUUUUGAUGGAAAGUGACUUAAUAUAUCUGCAUUUAUUCACAAAAAAGGUUGCCUUUGAUAUAUUGAUAAAGAUAUUGUUUAGUAAUUUAAGAAUCUACUAUUCUGCGUUGACUAAAUUUCAUGACCAAAGAAAUGACCUCUUUCCUGAUGGAGCAGUAGUUGCUGUGUGUCAAUCAGUGGAGGAGUUGACUGACGUGACCUGUGCUUGUAUUGCAGGCUGUUGAGGCCUCAGCCCUGAUUGAUUCACUAAAAAGGACAGGACUUAAAAAAAACAAAAAAACAUUCAGCCGCUAGUUGUGUGUGGAUGGUUGCCGUUUUAUUUUUUCAGUUAUGGAAUGACGUUCUAAUAAGUAAUUAGCUGUAAGACUGGUCAUAUAUAUAUAUAUAUAUAUCUGAGAGACUCGGUAAUAUGCAGUCAUAAAAUAAGUACUAUCAUCGGCACACCCUCCUGUUGGUGCCCAGUGACGUGGACAAUGAGAAGCAGUUCAGCGUUACAGGACAGUGUGGGCAGUGACACAUAGGUGACCAGGACAGUGACUCUGGAACCCUCUGGGCCAGUGAGGGAUUAGUGCCACCUCCAAGUGUCAAUGCCACCUGUGAAGGGCAGGUGGAGGGGAGCAGUGCCAUCCCCAGGGGUCAGGGUUACCUGUGUAGGCCAGGUGAAGGGGGGGAGGGAGGGCAACAUAACCUUUGCAGGACAAGGUGUACUGAAGGGAGAGCCUGAAAUGGAUGUAUUUUUUUCCAGUGUUUUGCCUAAUUGCUGACUAUAGAGUUAUUUACAGUAUAUUUUAUAGAAACUGAGCUGCAUUGUAUUUUGUAUAAAAACCCUCUUUGCUAAUUGUAUGUUGUGUGAGACAAGUCAAGGUGGAAAUUCUGCAGUUUGAUUUGCUUUGUGUAGAAAAAAAGACCUCGAGUCAGUUUGUAAAAGAUUUAUUUGAAGUUCAUCUAAACUAGUGGUGACUGCUUGUGAUGGCUGUUAAAUAAUACUUGAUCUUAUUACUUUCCUCUAGGUAGUUUAGAAGUACCAGUUAACACUUAAUUUGUGUAUUUGUGUAAACCUUUUCUUGUGCUGUCUGCAACCCUCUUAGCUGUGCCACAAGAGGCGUCACAGGGAAGCAGCGUUGCCAGUGUGCCAAGGGUGGGGUGGUGAAGGCGAGUCCUCGUCAAGAAGAAUAGGUACCUCUCCUCCUUACCUCCCUGUCUGCCUAACACUGGUGCAAGGCCUGACAUCAAUUACUCAGUACAGUCUUGAGAGCUGCAUUGAUUUUUUGUGGUUAAAUAUGCACAACUUUCAAGACUGAGGGAGAUAUUGAUAGUGUUUUCCUGUUCUUCCUUCUGGCUUGUUUACCUAAUCCUCUUGUGGAGCCUUUCUUUCCUUUUGCUUUGAAUUCUGCUGUGAAGUGGUGCAGUUGUCUUAUGUCUGCACAACUAUCUCUCGUGCAUUGCCCCUGCCCCCCUUUGCCUUCUUAAAUAUAUGCCUAAUACUUCCUAGUACAAAUUAAUUUCCAUUGUAUCUUCUUUUUCAUUUAUGGUCCAUCUUCUUCCAUUCUUGGGGUUGGACUUGUGAUGAUCCUCCUCCAUCUCGCUCGAUCCAGUGCUAAAGCUUCCUCUGUUUCUAACACUUCCAUUUUUUCCCUAAUGUCUUUUUAAUAGCACAGGGCAAUGUCACUGAAUGCAACCAAAGAUUCAUCUCCCUUCCUCUUAGUGCCAUCACACUCAUCUUGAAUUUACUCGCAGUUGUUUUAGUACAUAUGUUAAUUAUUUAUCCAUACUGACUUUGUGAAUUAUAGUGAUACAAUAUCUCGUACCAGUGUUAUGUUUUCCCUCUAUAUACUGUACUGCAAUACUUUUCAUUUUGUAAGUGUGUUUCUUUCUCUUUUGCAGGAGCCUUGAGCAUGCUUCUUUAUUCACUUGACCUCAUCCUUCCACCUCCCACGGGAGCUUCUCUUUCCACCUCAGUCAUGGCGUAAUUACUAAAGAAGGAUUUAAAGAUGUGCAGAACAGCUUCAGGUCAGUUUAAAAUUUUCUCUGUCAACACAAUCAAUUCCUCUUGCCCUCUCUGCCUCUCUGGAAUCCUGUUGAUCAUAAGCAUUUACCAGUGUCGUCAGACUCGUUUGGGUGUACUGAAAUUUAUCCAACUUUUCUUGCCAUUAUUUGUGAUGUUUCUGUCCUUUACCUUCUGUUUAGUGAAGGAGGGUGUUCUUAAUAGUGAAGAGGAUUCAAAGGGAUGGGAACCAAAUUAUCAUGAAGCCUUGGAGUGAAUUGUUCUAUUAUGAAACCUACAAUUAAUUAAAAAUUAUCAGUUACAUUUUAUACCCAUUGUCUAUGAACAUCAAUAAUUUCAAUCCCAAGUUUUGUUGUAUUUAGAGAAAAGCAAGUCAUGUACUUAACAGAAAGGAUGUUACUCAAGCCUGGUACUGUACUGUUUGACUUACAAUAGAGAGGGAGAGAAAAGUAAAAAAUAAGUAAUUGGGUACCUUGUUAUUUAUUUUCUCUUUGUUUCUUCAGUGCAGAUGAAUAGCAUUAGUUGAUGCAUGCUCUGACUCUCACAGGUGGAAUUGAUUGUGUAGACUGUGAGGAAUCCAAGGAUAGGCUCUGAACCCUCAUUUGCAUAAACUUAAUGUGAUUCUUAUCCAUAUUGAGAACAUUUUUGUAGUAACUUUGUGGAAGCCAUCGUUUGACCUCAGGCUAAUUUGAUGGUUCUUCAUUUUCUGACAGCAUUUUACUUCAUCAUUAAUCUGUGACACAUGCAAAAACAAAUGAACUAUUAUUAAAAGUUUAUUACUGAUGUCCUUAAGUUAAUUUGAGGGUUCUUCAUUUCUUUACUUUAUCAUUUAUCUGUUGAAUGUUAAACGAAUGGUGAACCGUUAUUAAAGGUUUGUCACUGAUGCCUGACUACAUGGGUAAUAUUGACUGCCGGUAGAAUAUUCACUGUUUCUACGUCACUCCUGUCAGUUCUCUGUUAUGUCUGUUGUUAUCUUGCUGUAACGAAGAGUAAUCUGCAGUCUGAGGAUACACCUAUACAUAUACACCACUCGGAAACCAUGUAGGAGUGUUAUCAGCAGACUGUUUUUGGCAGUAGCAAUAAAGUCAAUCACAUACAUAGGUUACAUAAGUAUCUGCAAGUCUACAUGUACAUACCAGUUUUGUAUAUACAACUCAUGUAGUUAAGAUGCCAUGAGUUUGGAUUCAUUCUGUAUUUGUUUCGUUUCCAUUGGGAGGGAAUACAGGCAGAAAAGAGUAUACGGGGUGUGCCACAAGCAAGGUAACAAAUUAAUACACAUUGUUUUGUUCUUGUUCAUGCACAUCGAUGAAGUUGUUGAUUACUUUCUUAUGGAAUAAGUAAGAAAUGUCAGUUGCAUAGGUGGAAAAGGUUAGUGUUGGUCGUCUCUUGAAAGCAAUAAUGGAAGACACUGGUCAAACAAAUUUUUUAGAAAAGAAUGGUGCCAUAAUUAGGUUGUGAAGUACCCUAAUUUUUUUUAAAGAACUUUAGCUUCUGUAUUUAACAGCAUGAUUGGUUCCCUGGGUGAAGCACAGGGGAGAUGUUUCAGCUGUUUCCUCCUGGCAGUGUGUUGUUAGGUGAAGCUGCCUUCAUCAGUUAGUGUAAAUACAUGAGUCAGGCAAACUGAAAACUACAGUGUUUGUAAAAAUGCUCAUAGUUUUUGCAUCUGUGUAAGCUUUAUGCAAGUAAUUUUCCACUGUAUUAUAUAAUGGUUAUUGAAGAUACACUAAAGUGUUUAUUAUUUAAAGUUUAAAGAAAUGGGGUGAUGAAACACCCAUGGAAGAUGCUUACAUAAUCUUCUUUAAAGGAAGUUUAAAGUUCCUUGAAAGUUGUUAUGAAUGUUGUCUCAUAUAUCUCAUUUUGAUAUAGCCAGUGUAGCAUUGUGCUGAUGUGUAAACAAACAAUUUACACAAACAAAAAUUUUAUAAGUGUUUUAUGAAAGCACUAGAGUGUUAACUUUGCCUGAUUCAUACAAGGAACAAUGAUUAUACAACUUCACGUCAAUGCUUUACUGCGUGGUAUAAACGGGUGUAGCCAUGCAGCCCUGCUUCGUCCGGGGAAAUGUAGACACCAGGAUUGGAUUGACAAUAUAGCUGCUUAAUUUUCAUUGGAAACUUAAUUAGAAUUCCCUUUAUAGGGAAAAGUUUAUUCCAUGAUGUUGUGAGACUAGGAAAUGCUAGAAAGAGGUGUAGCAUAAGUAAAUUAUGUCACAGAAGCAAGAACCAGCCACUUGAAUUGGGAGGUAACAGUGCAGACAGCAAUAAUGUGUUGCACAGGAAGGCAUUCUGUUCAUUGUGUUCAUUUUCCUGGUUAGUCAGAUGUUUUGGAUCAAUUUAGGUACUGGAGCAUCUGCAAUACUCAUUUUUAAUAUUGUAGCUUGCUUUUGAUGUGGCCAGUUAUGAGAAAUGUGUGUGCCAGUAGUCUGGAAAGUCCAUAUGUAUUAUAUUUUAGUAUUUCUACAUCCUGAGGGCUGAAGGGAGCAUAAAGAGUUAGGUCCUCAGUGGGUGACUCAAGUGAUGCAUCAUGGUGACUUGGAAAGGAAAGAAGGUUGUGACGUACAGCAGAUAUUUGUGAUUGUUGGCGUGACUACUUCCUACAUUACCCUGCAUCAAAAUUGUUUGUUUACAAUCAGACUGCUGAAACAUUUCCCUUACAGACGUUUUCUUUGUUCAUGCCUAGCCUUGAGGAUGAGUUAAGUUGUAUUCGUGGAGUAACCAAGUUCAUAACCAUUUUAAACAUCCACAGGAGUGUUAGAAAGAUGAAACUUUGAGGUAUAUUUUGUGGAGUGACCUUAACAUGUGUAGAGUAGGUGACGCAUAAUCAUUACACAGCCCACAGUGUGACGGUAACACUUGUCUGUUAUUCUUUGUUUCUGAAGGCCUUUUUCCUCAAGGCCUCAAUUUGCUGUUUACUUCUCUUUGUCAGGCUGCACAUUACUCUUCCAUUUCGUUUAUGGUUUGCUAUACCCUCUCAUUUUAAUUCCUUUAUAUCCUUUCAACAUAUUUUUCCAAUUGUUUCUUACUCCUUGUUUCUGAUGGUCAUCCUCUUGACUUUUCCAUGGCAGGCUACACAUUACCCUCCAUCUCAUUCGUGGUUUGCUGGAUCCUUUCCUUUCCUUUCUUUUAUAUCAGGUAACUCCUCUCAACAUGUUCCUCUUCCCUUCAGGUGGCACAUACUUUAGUCCUGCUUGUGUUUCCUUUGGCUUUUCAUCAACCAUAGUGUAUGUGUUAUAUUGAGAUUAAUAAACCCAUGAUCCCCCGAGGUGACACGUUAUUGGGUGACUUUGAGGAUAGUGGGCUUGUGUUCCGUAGACAGGGAUAGGUUUUGUUAUUUUACUGGUAACAUACUCACAAGUGGUGACAUGUUUCAUACUGACAGAUUGUGUUCAUAACUGCCUAUGUGUUCCCUGACAAUUAUAUAUAUGAGUGCUUUAGCGAAUUAUUAUCAUGUUGUUAUGUUUAUUAUUAUUAUUAUAUGGGAAAGAUGUAUUAUGGAUGUAGGUUCUUUAAAAGGCAGCAGUGCAAAUUUUCCCUUGUGUAAUUUGUUCAUUAGCGACCAUCAUUUUCAUUUGCUGUAUUUCCUGUAUUUGUGACUUAGAGGUGAGGUGCGGUGUGGAAGGUGGACUGAGCGCCUCCGGGUGGAAUUUAGGCCAUGCGAAUGUGUAAAUAAUGAUGAAUCCAUGUGGCCGUGAGUGGUGGCCGGGGUUGGUGAGUGUGUGUGUGUGUAGCUGCUAACUUGUCUUUAGGGCCUGUCCUGGGGCCAGAUUCAUCAAGCUACUUACAAGACCUGUCGUUGGUAAGUCUUCCGGUAAAUCUGUCCUCUACUAACGAUCCUUGUGUUUGCGCAGCUCUGAUGACAAUGAAUGAAGUGCUGGCCUGGUCGUCACUCCAUUCAUUGCCAUUGGAGUCACCUAAAGAUCAAGAGCUUUCAUAGUGGAUGGAGUUACCAGAAGACUUACCAACAACAGGAGUUACCAGAAGACUUACCAACAAUAGAUCUCAUAAGUGGCUUGAUGAAUCUGGCUCCUGCAGUUCAACACAGUGAGUUUGUGAGCUCCCAAACCAAAUACCAAAGACUACAAAAAUUUCUAGUGUAGUGUUCAAUGGUUACUAAAAAAGAGUGAGUUAACUAUACAGAUCUCCUUAGUACCUGGUGCCUAGUAGAAAAUCUUGCCAUUAUAAAGAGUAUAGGAAUGUAUAGUUUCGUUUGAGAGCUUACAAUGAUGCUGUGAUGUACGGUUAGUAAAAUAAGUAUUGAACAUCCAUGGGUUGAUUGAAUAGAAUUUGAGUUGAAUCUAUAGUGUUGUUUUGGUUAGGUAGUCCAAUGCCUAGAGUCUACUUAUUAGCAUCCAACUAACCAACACAACACCAUGGCUAUAGAUGAUGCUUAAAUCCUACUCAACUGACUCAUGGGUGUUUGAUACUUUUUUGCUGAGUGUUCAGUGCAACUGGCCCCUUGUGUCUGGGUAUGAAGUUUCAGUGGAUGGGAAGACACACACAAAAGCCACAAUCUCGCAGCCUCAUACAAUCGGGCUGACUUAGAGCUGACCUUAUGCUUAAAUCAGUUAAAUUAUACAUGGUGAAAUUAGCCCUCUGUAUCAGUACAGCUAAAGUGGAUAUGAAGCUACAGUGGAGGGGAAGACACAUGGAAAAGCCAGUGUUGCAUCCUCCAACAAUCGGUCCUACUUAAAAGUGAUCCUGGACUUAAAUCAGUGAAAUUAUAAAGUAUUGCUCUUCGCUGUGUGUGUGUUCCCCAGGUGAAAAAUGCAUGGCUAUCAAAUAGGAUAAAAAGCCAUGCAAGGAUAUGACACCCUGGCAUGCUGAAGGGCUUUGAUAUUAGUGUGUGUGGUGUACAGUGAUGCGGGUACAAGUGUUUCCGAGGAAGUGACGUGGAUUGAAGUGCAUCCGUUGUUUUGGCAUGGCAUAAGUCGGAGUGUGACUUGCAAAAUGGCAUGGAUAUAUUUUACAUUGUGUGUGUGUGUGUGUGUGUGUGUGUGUGUGUGCCAGUGUCUGUGAAGCUGUGUGUGCCACCUCUAGUGUGCUGCUGAUGAUAAUGAUUUUUGGUUUGAAGAACAGCCGGAAAUACAGCUUCUGAGUCCUGUCGGGCGGUGUUCGAACUAUAUCUUGGUAGACCUAUAACUUACGAGGCCAGACUUUUAACAUAACAGGUCUAGCGUAUAAGACCUGUAACUUAUAAGGCCUAUAACUUGUUUAGCUUAUGAUUUGUGAGGCCUGUAAUUUGUAGGACUUUCUUCAGCAGGCUAGGUCUAUACUAAACUGCUAGGCCUAUACCCCAUGAGGCCUAUAACUUGUGUUGGAGUGUAAUACUAUGUGAAGCUAGACUCCCUGGACUCAAGGAUCAUAGUUGUUGAAAGACCACAAGAUGUAUUAGGAAUUUCAGGAGACUGGAAUGUUAUAUGUAUUUUUAUGCAGCUCUUCAAAUGUUCUGUGAAUAUCUGAAGAGUUGAUAGAAGUCUUAUGAGAGCCAAUUUUUGCUGUCUCAAACAUUAUAAAACUGAAACCUUUACCA
Molecule: messenger RNA, 8472 nt
Organism: Eriocheir sinensis (Chinese mitten crab)
Lineage: Eukaryota; Metazoa; Arthropoda; Malacostraca; Decapoda; Varunidae
Product: glucose-induced degradation protein 4 homolog
Exons: 4
Coding region: 79-699 (206 amino acids)
Biological process (GO): protein catabolic process in the vacuole; proteasome-mediated ubiquitin-dependent protein catabolic process; protein targeting to vacuole
Cellular component (GO): GID complex; extrinsic component of membrane
Source: RefSeq, a predicted model, not a curated record